AUGGCGUUCAAGUAUGGAAUUCCUGUGCCCUCAGAAAAAAUCACAUUCGGUCGAGCAAAUCGACUAUCACAAACCCCCAAUCUGACUCCGAACAAUACGACUUCGAUCUAUUCACACCAGACCACGAAUGCGCCCAGCUGUGUCGAAUUCGGCCUCAAAUGCCCGAACUGCUCGUUACCGAGAGCGCCGGGGGUGACGAAUAACAAGAACAAGAAUGCGCCACUGCCUGAAUCCGAUCAAGUGUCACCUGGCAAUGUGGACUUACCUCGGCCGGACAAUCCGAAUGCGCGUUCCGUUGUCGAUCAGACUGAGAACGAGGGAGACAAGGAUGACAACAAUCUCCAAAUUGAGGAAGAAGACAAGAAGGGAGAAGAAGAAGAUAAAGAUGACGUCAAAGUGGAGUGGUCGAAAUACGUUUCACUGCGACUCUACAAUAUGGCACGAGCCGACCCCUCACUCAUGACAAUGACAGCGGCAGAAAUCGAGCAACUCAAUGAGCAAGGUCUCAAGCAUCAAUACGACAAACAUUUCAGUCCUCGUGAGCGAACCUUGUGGGACGACGAGUCUUUGCCCCGACACCUGGUACUAAAGCUCAUCCGAUUCCGCCAAAGCAUCGAGCGCGAUGCAGCGAACGCCUUGGAGACAGAGGAAAAGGAACCGAACUAUGACGCCCAUAUCUUUGAUCAACUGAGCGACUAUUUGAGUGAUCUUCGGAACUACGCCUACGAACUUGUCGCCGAAGACCGCGAGCGCGAAGUGAAAGCGAUGGAAAAUAUGCAAGAAGCCGUCGAACAUUGGUCCGCAGAAGAGGAAUAUGAGUCCGCAGAGGAGGAAUACGAGCACCCAGGGGAGGACGACUAUCGCCCUUCUUACUCCGACCAAUCUCGAGACCUACCCGCGAUGGAACACAGUUACCCGAAUUCGACGCAACACUCCGAAUUUCCACCCGUCAACUACAGUAGUCGGAACACAUACGGGCAUAACAACUUCUUUGGGCAGAACGCAGCUGCACAAGACGAUUGGAGCGGUGGCGCUCCUCAGUCUGGCCGAGGCGAGACUACCUACUACGACUGGGAUGGCUCUCGUUCGCCAGAGGAGGAGACGACGUGGUGGUAG
This is a messenger RNA of Alternaria metachromatica, 1116 nucleotides long. RefSeq lists its product as uncharacterized. The transcript has a single exon. Lineage: Eukaryota; Fungi; Ascomycota; Dothideomycetes; Pleosporales; Pleosporaceae. The record is from RefSeq and is a predicted model, not a curated record. Bases 1 to 1116 code for a protein of 371 amino acids.